UUGUGCUUGCUAGGCUUUGCUCUACCACUGAGCUAAAUCCCCAACCCCGCCAAUUUUUUUUUGUAAUGACUCCCAACACCCCAAAGACAAGAGCAUUCAUGACUUUUAGGUACACGUUUCUUUGCCCUUGAAACCUCACCUUUGCCCUGAAGUAGAGGAUAGUCUUUGUAUUCUUCUGUGUGUUCUCUGUUGAAGAACAAAAAAGACAUUAGGAAUGUCCAAUAGUCAUUGGAUAAAACAAACUGCACAGAAAAAAUACUUGUUUUGAAGUUUUAAAACUUUGGCUGGGUUUUGGUGCCUUGAUUCAGCAAAGUCAACAAUGCAGCAGGGCUGUGUGAGCAUUAGAUGGGCAAUAAAGCCUUCCUUUAUUUCAUAAUCCCAAUUGUUUAUCUAGCAAACAUCGAUAGACUGUAAAUGACUGACUCAAAUUUUGGAUUCAGUUCUCACUACUAAGCAAAUUGAUUUGAAACCGGCCUGGUAUAAAGGUCCCUGUGCCUGUAGCCCCGGAAGCUGCUCUGGAUUUCUUUCAGUGGUGCGGAAUCAACCUCUGCACUUAGAAUGUCUAAAACUGGAGCCAAGAUUAGUUUCUAUGAAGACAAAAAUUUUCAAGGCCGCCGCUAUGACUGCGACUGUGACUGUGCCGACUUCUACUCGUACCUAAGUCGCUGCAACUCCAUCAGAGUAGAAGGAGGCACCUGGGCUGUGUACGAAAGGCCCAACUUCGCGGGACACAUGUACAUCUUACCUCAGGGCGAGUACCCUGAGUACCAGCGUUGGAUGGGCCUCAAUGACCGCCUGGGCUCUUGCAGGGCUGUUCAUCUGUCUAGUGGAGGCCAGUAUAAGAUCCAGAUCUUCGAGAAGGGUGAUUUUAAUGGCCAGAUGUAUGAAACCACAGAAGACUGCCCUUCCACCAUGGAGCAGUUCCACAUGCGAGAGAUCCACUCCUGUAAGGUACUAGACGGCACCUGGGUUUUCUACGAGCUGCCCAACUACCGCGGCAGGCAGUAUCUUCUGGACAAGAAGGAGUACCGAAAGCCCAUCGACUGGGGCGCAACGUCCCCCGCGGUCCAGUCACUGCGCCGCAUCGUAGAGUGACGGCGUGAACGGGCCAUAGAGCUCUCCCUGAGGGCUGAAUGCUGGCCGGCUCGUGCUCCACAUAGCAUCAUAAAUAAAAGAAUUGGCAUGCAUCCCA
This is a messenger RNA of Peromyscus leucopus (white-footed mouse), 1192 nucleotides long. It is a transcript of the gene Crygs, whose product is annotated as crystallin gamma S. The record is from RefSeq and is a predicted model, not a curated record. The transcript has 3 exons. Gene Ontology annotation, molecular function: structural constituent of eye lens. The coding region runs from base 559 to 1095 and encodes 178 amino acids. Gene Ontology annotation, biological process: lens development in camera-type eye; visual perception. Lineage: Eukaryota; Metazoa; Chordata; Mammalia; Rodentia; Cricetidae.